Molecule: messenger RNA, 1039 nt
Organism: Amphibalanus amphitrite
Lineage: Eukaryota; Metazoa; Arthropoda; Thecostraca; Balanomorpha; Balanidae
Exons: 3
Coding region: 56-1039 (327 amino acids)
Source: RefSeq, a predicted model, not a curated record
UGGAGGUCGGACGCUCCGAGCGCGAGGGUCGCCGGCCGUGCCCUGAGGGACAGAGAUGAUGCAGGCUCUGGAUGACGGACACGGACAAAGACGUCAAAAAAAGAGCAAGCGUUCCAGCAGAGAAAAAGACAGCGCAGAAAAAGGUGAGCACUCAUGCCGUCUGGACGGCGAGUCCUUAGAUGCCGUGAAAUCAAUUAUAGAUAAAGGCAUCGAAAAGGUGACGAAGCUCAUGGAGGAAAAGUUUAGAAGUAUGGAGAGACGUAUUGAAAUCAUGGAAGGUGAACUGUUCUUGAAAGAUGCCGAAACAAACGUACUGAAGGACAGAGUUAGCUCUCAAGAAGCUACCAUUAAGGCUCUACAGGAACAGCUAGAAGGCAUAGAUACCAACAGACGAAUGAACAGCCUGAUACUCAAGAGCGAGGAAUUUGGAAAAAGAGAGCGCGAUGAAGAUAUCGAAGGAAAGGUGAUAUCUGUCCUCAAUCGACGCCUCCCUGAGGUACAUGUCACCGGCAGCGACAUCCAGACCGCUCACAGACUCCAGGGUGACAGCACAGUCAUUGUAAAGUUUUUCAAGACCAAGGUUAAGGACGACAUUUACGAGAGAAGGAUGAAGCAAGCCAGAGUACAAAACCAUGGAGAUCGACCGGCGGCACCUCUCUAUAUCAAUGAGUCGUUAUCAGCUAUGAACAAGGAGAUCUUCAACGCUCUGCUCGAAGCAAAAAAGCGUAAAAAAAUCUACACCGUGUACUCAAGGAGAGGUGCGGUCUUCUGCAAGUUGGACAGCGAGUCUCGAGGUCAGAAGAUGGUCAGCAUGGACCAGGUGACGUCACUCCUCGGCGGGGCCGCCCGUCCCGACGGCCGGCGUCCGGCGGCGGCUGGCGGGGCCGAUGUCGAUCGCUCCGGUGCCGCUGCUGCUGCUGAUGUUCGUGCCGUCCGCGACGCAAACGACGACGGCGGCGGCGGAGCGCGCGGGGGCGCCCUGGACGCGCGGCUGGCGCCGGCGGCGUGGCGCCUGGCGCGACGUCUGUACCUGGACUAA